Molecule: messenger RNA, 1941 nt
Organism: Gopherus evgoodei (Goodes thornscrub tortoise)
Lineage: Eukaryota; Metazoa; Chordata; Testudines; Testudinidae
Gene: PHYHD1
Product: phytanoyl-CoA dioxygenase domain containing 1
Exons: 11
Coding region: 89-964 (291 amino acids)
Source: RefSeq, a predicted model, not a curated record
GUGUUGAAAGGGUCACGUGAAGAGGAGGAGUUAGCUGUGCAGGGGAAUUACAGUUUACUGACAUAAUCACUGUGAGGCUGAAUCUGCAAUGGCAUUUGUAACCGAAGAACAGAUCCAACAGUUCCAUGAAGAUGGUUUCCUUGUUUUGGAAGAGUUUUUCACCACAGAAGAAUGUGAUGCCAUGAGGGAGCAAAUACACAAGAUUAUAGCCAAGAUGGAUGUGCCACCCCACUGCCGUACAGAGUUCUCCACCAGCGAAGAGGAACAGCUCAAGGCACAGGGCAGUGCAGAUUAUUUUCUAACCAGUGGAGACAAGAUCCGAUUCUUCUUUGAGAAAGGAGUUUUUGAUGAAAAAGGUGACUUUUCUGUUCCAAAGGAGAAAUCUAUAAACAAGAUUGGCCAUGCUUUGCAUGCUUAUGAUCCCAUCUUCAAGCAAAUCACUCACUCCUCCAAAGUGCAGGAGUUGGGAAGAAAACUGGCCCUUGAGAAACCAGUGGUUGUCCAGAGUAUGUAUAUCUUUAAGCAACCUGGCAUUGGUGGUGAAGUGAGACCACACCAGGAUGCCACAUUUCUGUACACAGAGCCGCUGGGCAGGGUUCUGGGCCUCUGGAUAGCUCUGGAGAACGCCACACAGGAGAACGGCUGUCUAUGGUUCAUCCCUGGCUCUCACACCAAUGGCAUCACACGUAGAAUGGUCCGAGCCCCGCCAGGAACCAUACCAUGCACACAGUUCAUCGGCUCUGAGCGGACUUAUCAAGAUAGCCAGUUUAUUCCUGUGCCCAUCUGCAAAGGUGGCCUCAUUCUCAUCCAUGGAGAAGUUGUCCACAAGAGUGAGUUGAACAGCUCAGAGAGGUCCCGCCAUGUGUACACUUUCCAUCUGAUGGAGGCCAAAGACACCAGCUGGAGCAAAGAGAACUGGCUUCAGCCAACUCCUGAAUUGCCUUUUCCACCUCUCUACACCUGAAGCUAAUGUUGGCCAUUGGAGUCAAAUGGUUGAUUAGUGAGUAGAUUCCAAUCACCUUUCUCAGCCACCUGCUGCUGUUCUCUUCAGAUACAACUUCACCCCCCACUUUCAUUUCCCAAUAUUCAUUUUGUCCUCUGCGCAGAAGGAGUAGCUUCAGCCUGUGUGCAUGACAGAAGAAUCUUCACCCAUGCCCAUCCAGCGCUGGCCUUACUCAGAGCAUCUGUGCUACGUGUACACUACUCAUAGUGAGAACAGUCACCUAAAAACCACUUUUGAUAGGUAAAUCUCUUUAGUCAUAUGAACUGACUAGUAAGAGACCAUUGUACCUUAACUUUGGGACCCACUGAGAGGCACCUCCUUUUCAGGAUACUCAAAAUCUCAGUAUUUUCCCCUUGUACAACCCAAAUCAAGAAAAUUUCUAUUAUGUUUAUUCCAUCUCUGUUGUAUUACCCUCAUGUUCACAGAGUCUUUUGGAGGUUAUGCAGAGGGGUUUUGUUGUACCACAAACAAGUUAAAACCUACCCUAGUGCAAUUGCAAUGGAUUAAAAGAGAAGUCUAGAAUGGGCAGAUCAAAGCAGGGAGCCUACAUUUCUUAUUUUUCCUUUUAAAAUGCUAAGUAAGAGUUACUGGGGAGUGGUAUGUGCGGAGAUAAGACAAUCCCUAGACUUGUAAACCUUUACUGCAUACAUUUUCAAGGAGAACUGAGUAACUUUUUAUGCAUAUUGAAGCUGGAAUAUCAAGAAUAAAAAUAACACAAACACAUUUCUCUUGUUUGAAGAUGACAGUCCUGAAACCUCCAAAAAGUGUUAGACCACAAUACAUAAGGGUAAAGACAUACAGUGAUUAUGCCUUUAACUCCCAGCAUGCAGAACAGAUGCUAGCAAAGAGCACAUAACAAUGUAACCCUUCUAGGAAGUAUCAUAUAUGGGCUGCAUUACAGCAAUCUGAAUAUUCUAAAUAAAACUAAUUUAAACAAA